AUGGCGGGGGUGGUCGGGGCGAGUGCAAGGCCCGGGAGGCCCCCCGGGGGCGCCGCGAGGCCCGACUCCCAGGUGGGCCGGCGCUCCGGGGACGGGCGGCAGACCCCCAGCCGGGCCUACUCAAGGGGCAAGCGCCUGGCCAGGGACUCGCGGGCCGCCACCGAGUCUCCAAACUGGGCCCCCGACUUAUUCUCCCUGCGGGUGCGGCUGGAGGAGACCGGGGAGAUGUUCCGCGUGGCCAACUGCCGCAUUGACAUGACGGUGCGGGAGCUGAAGGAAGAGCUGGAUCUCAUGGCCGGCAUCCCCAUCAACCUGCAGCUCCUGAAGUUCCUGGACCAAGGAAUUUUGAUGGAUGAUGCCACCCUGAAGUUCUAUGAUGUCAUCCCAGGCGCAAUCAUUUCAUUGGCUAUCUGGCAUUAUGAUGGUUGGACGGAAUUGGUUUUGGCGGCGGUGGAAGGGGACCCCAGUAAGCUUUCAUGUCUUGGUAUUAGCGAGGACUCCUUCUACCGGACAGCAAACUCCCAGAAUUUUAAGGAUGAGCAAUGGCAGAAGUGGACAGCUCAGAGGGCAUUCGUAGCCUUGUACAUCUGCGCCCACAGAGGCCACAAGGAAGCCGUGAAGUACCUUCUAGAGCUUGGUGCAGACUGCCUGGGGAAAUCGCCACUGGGAAGGACACCCCUCCAUGUGGCUGCAGCCAUGGGCAGGGUAGACUGCAUCGCACCUCUGCUGGAGUAUGGUGCCUCCAUCCACGACAGCGACACCAAUGGGGACACGCCCAUCAGCAUAGCACGCCACCUGAAGCGCCCACAUUGUGCGCACAAGAUGUUCCUUCUCUAUUGGAUGACCAAGUCAGGCACCAAAGACCCCACCAACCUGAUGCUGAGAGAGGCCCUGUAUAAAACCAGUUCCAGUUUCAACAAGACCUCUAACUAG
Messenger RNA from Nannospalax galili (Upper Galilee mountains blind mole rat), 933 nucleotides. RefSeq names its product ankyrin repeat domain 60 (gene Ankrd60). Gene Ontology annotation, molecular function: protein binding. The record is from RefSeq and is a predicted model, not a curated record. The transcript is spliced from 4 exons. Lineage: Eukaryota; Metazoa; Chordata; Mammalia; Rodentia; Spalacidae. Bases 1 to 933 code for a protein of 310 amino acids.